CGUUUCGUGUGUUUCGCUUUACUUAUCUUGUUUAUUUACGUUUGUUAUUUAACAAAACUUAUUUCGCCGAUUAUUUUACUAAACUCAACUAACUAACAUCUUACCAGUGUUGUGAAUACAUGUGAUAUUAUUUUGUGUUUGCAAAAGUUAAACUUGCAGUGUUUGUUCUGUAGUUUCGGUUGUUUUGUGUUUAUUUUGAACGUUUGGGUGUGUGAUUCCAACUGGGUAGUUUAACUUCGAGAAUCAAAAUGCUGACCAUGACGCUACGCGCUCCGAUUGGCUGUGGCGCGCCGUAGCAUCCACUCCCGGUCCGUGAUUGGUGGAAAAUGUCGGGCCUGCAAGCGCGCGGCGAAGACGUCAUCAAUGGGGUCGAUGUCAGGGAGCAGGGCAGCGCUUUGAGAGUGGCUACGAACACUCCUCACCUCGUGAGCCUGGGUACGGGCAGACUGAGCACCGCGGUUACACUCCAUCCUAUCAAACAGGGACGAGUUACCAUCGGCUCAGACCCAACCUGCGACAUCUACGUUGUGGGCACCGGGGUCGCCAGCGUACACUGUCGCGUUGAAAACUCCCACGGUGUGGUCACCCUGUAUCCCACCAGUGGAAGUACGUUGCUCGACGGUCUGCCGGUCGACAAGCCCACGAGACUGUCGCAAGGAAGCAUGCUAACAAUAGGACGUUCCAACUACCUCCGCUUCAACCAUCCCGAAGAAGCCAAACUCAUGAAGUCAGUCCUCCCUUCGACCCGCGUAUCCAUGGCUCCCGUACAAUACCAGCCUAAUGAACACUGCGCGCAAGGUUACCAAGACCAGAACCAAUGUUACCAGAACGCAAACAUCCAAAAAAUCUUCAAAGACACCAACCUCUCGCAACUAGACCAUGAAUUAGACAUGACUCUCAACGAAAUAGCCAAGAAAAAACCUCCCGUAGCCCCAAGAAAAUACGCAGAAGACGAUCAACCAAAAAUGUCUAGUAUUAUGGCUAAAGUAUCCAAAUUUGAGUAUUACGCGAAGCAACAGAAAAUAGGCAGGAGUCAGUUUUACACGUCGAACGAAAUAGAAAUCUCACCCAAAGUAUUUAGCUCUAAUUCUUUGACAGUAAAUACCCCAGCUAAAGAUGUGUUAGGUGGAAGAAAUGUACCUAAUUAUAUGAAGAAUACUGAUCAGAAGAUUAUAGUACUUAAUGAGAAUAAUACGGAAAAACGGUCAUAUGCUAAUGUAGCUUUAAGGAAUAAGAAUAAGAUAGAGGAUAUUGUGAGGAAUUUCGACGAGAAUUCGCGCAACGAUUUUAAGCUUAAAAAGGUUAACAACGACCAGAAAGACAACAUCUACGGCAAAAUCAACAACACAAAAGACGAAAAAAGUAACUUAUCAAAUAAAGAAGACAAGAAACCUUGUCUACCUUCACCGGCCUUCGACAGGAACCCACAGUAUUCCCCAGUAUACGCGAACAGCUAUGACAGGAGCUAUGAGUCUGAGAACAGGAGAAUCAGGGCAUACCAGGAUAGGAUAAAAGAAGAGGAGCAGAAAGAGGCAGAAACAGCGCGUUUGGAAGAAAUUCUCAACAUGUGCGCAGAGUAUGAGAGGCAGAUCGCGUCAGGUAUACCCAUAACGCCUACAGAAAAGCGGCCCCACAACAAAAUCAUCACAAAUGGAUCGCUGCCGAGAAGCGUCGCUCUGAACAACCCUAACUUCGUACAGACCAGCGAGGGUUAUUACAAAUUCGAAACUAGUCACAACAAGAACAUGUCCCAAUCUCUACCUGCCCAAAGAAACGUAUCCAGCUACGAAAACAUAGAGCCGUUAACACCUGAAGUGACCAUAGAGCAUCGAGGCCGUAUGGACGAGAUCGGUAUACCUGUAUUUGAAGACGAACUAUCCAGUCCUGUGCUUAUUAGGAAGCUGGAUAAGGUCAAUUCGCCUAUAGGUAGCCCAUACGAAAACGUCUACUACAACCGAGGAAACCUCAAGCCAAAAUCGCCAAAUUCUCAAAGCCCUAGAACGAGAAUAAAGACCACUUUCGCUCACAAAAAUCCCAUCCCAUCGCCUCAAUACUUCAUCUUCCCUACCCCAACGCCUGUCGAUAACUCGAAAAAACCUAGUUUUAAUAUCCCUAUUAAUACUCAUAAUGAAGAUAAUGAAAACACAGAAAGUAAAGUAAAUGAGAAAUUUGCUGGCAUCGAAAAACAACUAAGUUUAGAAGAAGAUAUACCUAUGAUAGACGAUGCAGAUGUAACUAACGAUAUCGAACAACGGCAUUCAACUAUAGUUACAGAAAAAGACGAUGUACAAAGACAAAACUCAAACAAUUCUGAGUCUGACGAAGUAUUCGUAAAUGAAAACACUUUAACAAAGAAUCAAAGUUUCGACGACGUUAAAAAAGAACUAAUGGCAGAUAUACCAGAAUUAGAAGAGUUUGAGAAAGAUCUAGAACAGAAUAAGAGGGAGAAGAUGAUUAGACAAAUACAGGACGGUUUGAAACAGAUUGACGUUGAAGCUGAUUCUAUUGACAGUAAUUUGGACGUGAAUAUGUUGGACUUGAAAAGUAAAUGUGACAGUUUUAAAGAAGAGAGAAAGAAGCUGGUGGCUAAGAUACAUGAACUGAAAUGUAAGAUGUCCGAGAUAAGGUCACAGGAAGAUGAUAUUUUGAGAGAGCUCGAAAUGGAGAAAGCCCUAAUAAAAGGUGAAUACGACUCAGAAAUCGCCAUAUUGAACAUAGAACAGAAGAAGAAGAUGGAACUAGCCGAAAAUGCGAAAAAGAUAGAGGAGGAAAUAAAACAAUUGAAGGAGAAGCAGGAAGCGAGACAGAAAGAGUUGAAAGAGAGAGUCGAUAUAGCUACUAUGAAGGUUGAGUGGAUAAAGAAGGAUCUGGACAACGGAGCGACGGUUGAAGAGCUUCAGAACGCGCAGGAUAUUCUAGAUAACGAGACCAAGAUAUUCGAAGACCUGGAGUUCCAGCAUUUGGAGGAGGAGUCGGAAUUACUCGCGAACCGAGAAGACUUACAAAACGAAAUAAUUCAACUAACAAAGAAAAUAGAAGCGCAGAAAACAAGAAUACUAACACUCAAAUCCGAAGCCAAUAGCAACCUGACUUCAGCUUUAGACGAAACUAAAAUAUUACAAGCAGAGUAUGUAAGAUUACUUAACGAAGUUGAAGAGCUAACUGGUAAGGUACAAACUGUAGAAAAGGAGUUAAAACCUGUUGUAGCUAAAUUAAAUGAACUAGAAAGAACACAAUCACCAGAUAGCGCUUUCUAUACAGAUCAAACAAGAGCUAAAUCUGGAGAAUUUGGUUAUUCUCCACAAAGCAGUGACAGCGACGAUCUAGAUGUGAAAGUCACACAAUUCGAAGAACACACUAACCAAUUAAAAGACAAAUUUAACUCUAUCGAUCAAAUGUCACAAUCAAUGAUUGUAGAUAUCGAACGACGAGUUUGCGAUGUAGAUGACGAUAGCGAAAGUCCGUCUAAGUCUUCAACUUCUAAAGAGAAGAAAGGAUUUUGGGAACGGAAUUUCGAUUCAUUGAAAAGAAAGAGUAAAGACAAAAAGAAAGAAAAGGUCGACAUUAUGUCGCAGAGUUUGAAUGAGAACAUGUUUUACAAUAAUGAUACUAUUGAAAAUGAUGUUUCUUUAGAUAGGUUUAAUAGCUUGAGACAUUCCAAAGGCAAAAACAAAAACGGCCCUGUCAAAAGUGCGUCGUCAUCGAAAAUACCGACGUUUGCGGCUUUGGGUAAAAUUAUUAAAAAAGACUCGUUCGGAAAGAAAACUAAAGACGUAAAAGUCGAAAUAAAGGACGAAGAACCGAAAAAUAGAUACGUCAAAAACGCGAAACCUAGUUUUGAUAACAAAUACAUUAAAGCGAAAUCAUUAUCGCCUGAUAAAUUAAUGAAAGAAGAUUAUAUAAAAGAGGAAGACGAAGAUCAGAAACCAUUUGAAGAUAGAAAUAAUAAAGUUUUACAAAGAAAAAGUUGUGGAGAUGAGCCUAAUGUUAGAGAGUUUAGUAGAAUAUCGGAUUCAGGGAAGAUCCCAUCGCAAGAUGAUAUAGAUAGGAUAUCGAAGGUGACGAUGGAUGCUCCUAUAUUGUCUAGUGAUACGGAUAUGAAUUCUUUGGGGAAGAGAACUUUAGAUAGUUUGAUGGAGAUUGAGAGGAAGAGGAUGGAGAUGUUGGAGGAACAAGGCUGCCAAGUAAUAGAAAACGAACGAGAGAAGAUAUCGGAACUGAAACGGCGAGUGCAAGACGAGACGAAGAAGCUAUGGGACCAGCGCACGCGCAAUGAGCAGUCCAAGUCUUUUGAAAGCGACUGUCAAAGCAUCGAGGUCGACAGGACGUACGGUGACAUGGCGGAUGACAGUCUUAACAUGACCAACGUCUAUGAUGAGAGUUCUGGAUUUAUGUCAUCGUCUAUUGAAGAGCUUCAAGUAAGAAACUCUCGCACUGAGUCUACAGAAGACGAAAAGCGCAGCGAUGACAGUCGACCGCUCAGCCUCGCCUCCGACUUUAGCCGAGACAACAUUUUGCCACUCCAAAGCGGUCCACGGCGAAAUCGGCGCUGCGUGGCGCCGUACAGCGCUUCACAGCGCCCUCUCACCCGCUACCUGCCUGUUGAUCGCGAGGACUUCGACCUUAGACGUCAUGUUGAAUCCGCGGGUCACCAGAUCGAGCUGUGCCCCCACGUGACAGUGAGUGCGAGCGCUUGUCGCGGCUAUCUACAUAAACUUGGUGCAAAGUUCCACACGUGGUCAAAGAGGUGGUUUGUCUUCGAUCGGGAAUCGAAGACUUUCGUAUACUACUGGGAUAAAAGCGAGAGAAAACCGCGGGGCGGCGCUUACUUCCAGGUGAUCGAAGAAGUAUACCUCGACCACGGUAACACGUCAAAAUCUCCAAACCCUCAGACCACAUUCAUAGUGAAGACCCGACAACGACGCUACUACCUCAUGGCGCCAUCUGGCGAAGCGGCGCGCAUAUGGAUCGAUGUAGUCUUCACCGGCGCACAGGGAUACACGGACUAUCUCGACUGACCACUUAUUUAGGCUUUAUGACUUUUAGACAAAAAAUGUUUAGGGCAUUUUUUGUCUGAACAUUGCGGCCUUUUAGCAUGAAUUGUAUCGACAUUUUCGUCUAGCAAACAAAUAUGUUUAGGAAUUUUUGGCCUAAACAUGACGGAUUUAUAGCCUGAAUUAUGUGGACAUUUUCGUCUGAUUAGCAAAGUUUUUGUCGAAAAGGUUUGGUCCGAACAUUACGGCCUGAAUAUCACUUGUUUAGCCUCAAUUAUGUGGGCAUUUUCUUCUUGUUGGCAGUCUGAACAUUACGGUCAUUUUAGCCUGAAUUGUGUAACGGACAUUUUCGUCAGAGUAACAGUUUUUGUCGAACUGGUUGCUCUUUUAGUCUCAACAGUAUGGAUAUUUUAGCCCGAAUUUUGAAAAAGUAAUUUUCGUCUGGUUAGUAAAGCCUUUUGGGGGUUUUUCAUUACAGACAUUUGGAUCUAAACAUAAAGUUAGCAAAAUGUUUGAAGAUUUCAUCCUUACGGACAUUUUAGGUUGAGGACAUUUUGGUCGGAACAGACGGAUUACAUUAUUUAGGUACGGUUUGCACACAUAUUCGUGUUACAAUAACAAUUGCCCAUACUAUUAACACUUCUAAAGAAUCACUAGGUUUGUUAGAAUCCUGUGUUAUUUUAAAAGAAAAGGUUUAGAAACUAGAUAUGGUUUCAAUUUGUAAAUGUAUUUGGGUUUUGUUAGUUUUAACAAAACUAAGCGAAAGCUCUGAGUACUAAAACAAUUUAUAUACUGUAAUAUAUAUGUUAAUUAACAAAUAGGUAAAGUGUAAUUUCACACCAAAAUCAAGCCUAAUAUAGUAUUUAACUAUGAUUGCUUUGAUUUUAAGUACCUAUGUAUGAAAAUACCCAAAAAUUUGGAUCGGUACAUAUAUACCUAUAUUAUUUCAAUUUCGCAAUUGUGUGUUUUUAUACGUAUCGAAUAUUUUUAAUUCGCGAAUAGAAAAAUCACAGUAUUUUUAGUAUAAAAAAUAUACAUAAUUUGAUAUGAAUUAAAAUUAUCACAAUAGUAUUGUACCUUCGACAAUAAAAAACCCUGUGCCAAGCUUUGUAUGAUAAAAAUAUACUAAUAAUUUACAUGGCAGCUUUAUAUCAAGGUAGUUACGGACGAGACUCUGAACCGUUUGACCGCCAAAGACGCGCGUCUACAACCCAAUAUCAACCUUCGUGCAUUGCGAUAAGAUUCAUAAUGACGCGCACGAUAGGCGUAGCGUUUAAAGGAUAAUUUAAAGUACCGUCACACAUAUAAAUGUAACAUAAGAUAACUAUAAAUACUUUACACUAAGUAUUUCAUAGUUUAAAUUCUGAAAACAUCUAAUAUUGUAACUUACAUCUAAUAUUAUAACUUUUACCCUUUGACCGCUAAAGACGGCUACAGACGCGCACCGUUACAGUUUAAUAUUAACUUUUGUGCAUUCUUAUAACGUUUUUGGUGGUCGAAUUUAAACUGUUGUGAGACAUACUAACAUUAAAUAAUUUCACGGUAACUAUUAGUGCUUGAGAAAGGAGACCUAGGCGAAACAUGUCGCGCGAGUGACUAAAACAAGUGUCUAAACCGUAAAAUUAUUUAACGUUUUUGGUGGUGUGUUAUACAGGGUGGCUAAAAAAUAAGUGCAUUCCCGUUGCCAGGGAGGUUUUGGGAUUAUACUGAGCAACUUUUACUAUGGGACCAACCACGAAAUCGCGAAAAAAUUUAUCCUCCCAUAGAAAAUGGACCAGCCAAAAUAAAACAGCCAAAUUUGUGCUACAUUUUCUCUUGUGUGACGUUACAUUUAUGAGUCUCGUUCUUUAAUCUAGUGCCUUGCAAGAGACUGAACAACAAAUCUGUGUUAAUGUACAAUUGUAUUAAAAUGUACCUUAAUUAUACAGUCAAUUUGUAAAUGCCAAUUUUGUAAGUGCUCAGAUUAUUUUAGUAUAAGGUGUGUUGAGGAUUUUCAAAUGUACUUUUAAGUGUUUGAAAUUAAACCUAAUGCAUUAAUGCUUAAGAUCUAAUUUAGAAGUACACUAGAAGAAUACCAUUGGUUUGUCAUGAUUUUCAGUAAAAAGAAUAAAAUAAUGUCGACUAUAUCAGUAGCCUUACCACGAGUUUGACACUGACAUAUUCGCUAGCGUGUGCGUAACUUACUUUUUAUGCAUCUCGCUCUUACUGGCAUAUUAGUGCGAGAGAGAUGAAUAUUAAAGUAAGUUACGCAGACGUUAGCGAAUAUGUCAGUGUCUAACUCGUGGUAAGGCUACUGAUUUUUAUAAGAAGUCAUAUGACACUCGUGCAAUGUGAAAUACACCUAAAUGCAUUACAAUAAAGUUCAUAUUCGCGGUCGAAGAAGUAUCUUAUUUUUUAUAAGCACGCUUAUACCUUAUUAUACCUAAUGUUAAUGAAUAAUAAUGUUACCAUUAUUAGCUAUACUUAUAUAUUAUGUAAGUGGCAACUUUACAUUGCCAAAACGCAUGUUUGUAUUAACUUUGUAACAUUGUCGAAAACAGUAAAUUGUAAUGAUACCCUUUCAACGAUAUUUGCCAUAUACAAAAAUGUCACUCACACGCCAACACCUUCGAUUCAGGUGAGAUGUCUUCAGGUAACUAGUAGCUUAAAACUAGCUAGCAUACUAGCAACGUUCGCUGUGCUCGGUCAUUUAUAAGAUGUAAUCUAAAAACAUUAUUUUGAUAAUAUGUGCCAUUUUCAACCAAAAGGGUACUUAUUGUCGCUUGUCAGUAAGGCGCUAUUUCCAUAUAGCUUCAAUUAGAAAUCAACCUUAUCGACAAGCGACAAUGUAGUACCUUUUGCUUGAAACCGUCACAUAUAUGCAAGAGUAGGUAUAGUACUUUUUGGUGUAGGAAGACAUUAAACGUUUUUGGCGUUGAAAGGGUUGUAUUAAUACACAAGCAUUAUUGAAUACAACCCAUCUUGAGAGCAAAUGUGUGAAAAAUCGAUAGUGUAUACAUAUAAUGGAAUGUGUUGUAAUAUUUGUGUGAUUCGAUUGUACAAUGAAAUGGCUGAAACCAAUUAUUUUAGGUCAUAAGGUCACAUUAUUAUUAACCAAGCAAGUAAAUAAAGCAUUUACAUAA
Molecule: messenger RNA, 8116 nt
Organism: Cydia strobilella
Lineage: Eukaryota; Metazoa; Arthropoda; Insecta; Lepidoptera; Tortricidae
Product: pleckstrin homology-like domain family B member 2
Exons: 22
Coding region: 327-5018 (1563 amino acids)
Molecular function (GO): protein binding
Source: RefSeq, a predicted model, not a curated record